AUGCUCGACCCUCGUCCAUUUCACAUCUUAAGCUACGGCACCCUCCUCGGUGUCCAGCUCUACCAGAGCUUUGUCUCCGGAAUAAUUGCCUUCCGCGUCCUCCCUCGUCCGCAAUUCGCAUCCCUCCAAGCCAAGACAUUCCCUACCUAUUUCGCCAUCCAGACCGCGCUCCCUCUCGUCGUUGCGCUGACUGCCUCGCGCAGUGGCCAGCCACUCGGCGUCUUUGGUCUUCUCGAACCAGAGAAUAAAUUCAAAAUCCUCCUCCCGCUCGCGACGGCGUUCGUUACCGGGCUCAUUAACUUGACUGUUCUUCGUCCGUUGACCGUUAAUACGAUGCGGGAGAGGAAGCAUCAGGAAACCCGCGAUGGCAAGAAGAGCUAUGAUCCAGCUCCGCACUCGAAGGAGAUGGUUGCCCUAAACAAGAAGUUUGGUCGGCUGCAUGGGGCGUCUAGCUUGAUAAACAUGGUUACGAUCGGGGUCACUGUUUACUAUGGUGUUGUGCUGAGCAAGAAACUUGCGUAA
Aspergillus calidoustus is the source of this 522-nucleotide messenger RNA. Lineage: Eukaryota; Fungi; Ascomycota; Eurotiomycetes; Eurotiales; Aspergillaceae. The record is from the annotation of a GenBank genome assembly.